GCCCAGAACCCGACCCCAGCCUCGAGCGCGGGGCCGCCACCCUCCGGCCGCCUUCCGGGAAAGUCUUAACAGACAUCGAUAUUUGAAUUCUUUAUUUCCUCGUGAAAACUCCACUGCCGUCUACGGAAUAAACCAGUUUUCUUAUUUGUUUCCUGAAGAGUUUAAAGCCAUUUAUUUAAGAAGCAGACCUUCCAGAUUUCCCAGAUACCCAGCGGACAUGCAGAAAGCCAUCCCUAACGUGUCUUUGCCGCUAAGAUUUGACUGGAGGGACAAGCAUGUUGUAACGCAAGUGAGAAACCAGCAGGCGGACCAGCACUUUAUUCUUCUGGUCUUGUUUGUCCGAAUUACCAGAUCCAACAUCAGGAAACUCGUCAGCCAGUAUUUCAGGGAGGAAGGAUCCGUAUGGGUUUCCACUGUGAGACGUUUCGAUGCAUUCAUGAUGUGCCCGCGCUGGCAACCGGAUAGACUGGAAACUCGUUCACGGAGCCCUGUGGUCAGCGUCUGUGCUCUGCCGGCCUCCGGACCCUGCUCACUUGACCCGGCUCGCUCGCGCGGGACGUCUAGAGGCGCGGUGAGCUGGGUGUGGGGGCCCUGGCUGACGGGCACCGCUCUGUCUCCCCGGCCGCAGUGCGGCGGCUGCUGGGCUUUCAGCGUGGUGGCGGCCGCCGAGUCCGCGCGCGCCAGGGCGGGGCAGCCUCUGGAGGCCCUGAGUGUCCAGCAGGUCAUCGACUGUUCCUACAACAACUACGGCUGCAGCGGAGGGUCCACGCUCAGCGCCUUGAACUGGCUCAGUAAGAUGCAAGUGAAGCUGGUGAGCGACUCGGAAUACCCGUUUACAGCCCAGAACGGCCUGUGCCGCUACUUUCCAGCUUCACAUUCUGGAUUUUCAAUCAAAGGUUAUUCCGCGUACGACUUCAGUGACCAAGAAGACGAAAUGGCAAAAGUGCUCCUUACCUCAGGCCCCCUGAUAGUGAUAGUGGAUGCAGUGAGCUGGCAGGAUUACCUGGGCGGCAUCAUACAGCAUCACUGCUCCAGCGGGGAGGCAAAUCACGCCGUUCUCGUGACCGGCUUUGACCGAACAGGAAGUCCUCCAUAUUGGAUUGUGCGGAACUCAUGGGGAAGUUCGUGGGGAGUUGACGGCUAUGCCCACGUUAAAAUGGGAGGUAACGUUUGUGGCAUUGCGGAUUCUGUUUCUGCUGUGUUCGUGUGAGGUCGAGAGACGGCUGCCAACCUGAAGGUUCAUGUGGCAUACUUGCGGUAGGAUUGGAGAGGUGACAAGAACUUCUUUUCCUCAUGGAAUAUAAUGGCCAGCCCCAGCCGCCCGUGUACAUGAGAACAGCCAGCCUUGAAGGAUGUGCGCCUCUCACAGUUGGAUGUGCGGCCCUCCGAGGUGAACUCUCGUAAGAAUUUUCAAGUGCCAGUUGCUUUACCCCAACAGACGAUGCUUACCCCUUGGCCUGUGCAGAGAUCACGUAGAAAGAAGCAAAAGACAAAGCCACUUUGAAGAGAAGCAGCCAGCCCGACUGAAAUUAGAUGACCGAUAUGGCCGCCACGAGACAGGAAAGUCUUGCGUAGCUUUGCCUCGGAGACAGAUUGCUGUUUGGAACUUUCCCUGCCAGUAGGAGUCCAAUAGAUCUUAUUUCCGCCUUUGUUCUCCCUGGAUUGAAGAACAACGUGUCUGCCCGUAUUUCUCACUCUUUCUCUUGCUCUUGACUGUGAAACCUCUCAAUUUUCCUGGUGGUCUGGCCCCCCUGGCCACCAGGAAAGAGGGAUCAUUGUUUACUUUCCAUUUCCAUUUCAUAACCAUUUAUUUGGCUCCAUUUCUCUAAGCCUUUGUCCACCUCAGGACCUCACUCAGUUGUUCCUCCACCACUUGGAGGCACCACCCUUUUCAGAGUUCAAUCUCAUUAAUCUGGGAUGUCAGCCAACAUGUGAGUUUCCCAGCCUCUGUUUUCCCAGUUAUCCCCAGACUCCUAUCCCAAAGGAGCUUUUGAUGCUCCCUUUGGCUGUCCCCUGGUCCUGGGUUCCUGAUGUCCAUCUGUCGCUUCUCUGUCACCUGUGUGGCUGUGUAAGAACCCAGAGCAUGAAAAGCUCUCUUCUGGACUAUAGGUUCAAUGGUACCAUGUGCGCAACUGUAAGAAAGUUGUAUCAAGUAAUACACGUACACGUAUCUCUCCUCUAAAACUCAUGGUUGCGUUCCAAUGUAGACCAUCUUAACAGAAGCAAAGUUGUGAAGGUUGCAACAACCGCUGAAAAAACAAUUGAGAACAUCCCAUUUUUUCUCUCACUGUUGGCCUUUAUUUAUCAAACCUCUUAUUAGAGAAAGAAAAGCAAAAGCAAACACUGUAUUUCUUUCUUUUCUUUACACCAACUGAAAGCAGUUUAAAAAGAGCGUGUGUUGACUCGGGUUUGGAAAUGUUCCAGAAUGACAAAUUGAUAUACAAUUUGGUGAAUGCUCUCCUUAUCCAAGUAUGCCAGAAAGGAACUAUGUCUUGGUUGGUCUAGUUUGUGUUAAUUUACUGAUUUCUGUAAAAUAUGAACUCUUUUCUGGUAGUCUUUUACAAACGAUAGAUAUUUUUAAUUACAAGGUGUGCCCUACCUCUCAGCUCUUCUGGAUUCUGAUGACGUUUAUAAUAAAACAACCUGCAUUUGA
Molecule: messenger RNA, 2653 nt
Organism: Vicugna pacos (alpaca)
Lineage: Eukaryota; Metazoa; Chordata; Mammalia; Artiodactyla; Camelidae
Source: RefSeq, a predicted model, not a curated record